Gregarina niphandrodes is the source of this 354-nucleotide messenger RNA. RefSeq lists its product as hypothetical. Lineage: Eukaryota; Apicomplexa; Conoidasida; Eugregarinorida; Gregarinidae. The record is from RefSeq and is a predicted model, not a curated record. The coding region runs from base 1 to 354 and encodes 117 amino acids. The transcript is spliced from 2 exons.
AUGACCACGGAUGGUACGACUGAGGAGGCUGCAGAGACCAGCGGUGCUGAUGAAGCUACCAUGACCACGGAUGGUACGACCGACGAGGCUGCAGAGUCCAGCGGUACUGACGAAACCACCAUGGCCACCGAUGGCACGACUGAGGAGGCUGCUGAGACCAGCGGUACUGGAGCAACCAGCGUAACCACCGAUGGUACGACUGAGGAGGCUGCUGAGACCAGCGGAACUGGUGAAACCACCUCGACGGAGGAGGCUGCUGAGACCAGCGGUACUCGUGAAAGCACCAUGACCACGGAUGAUACGACCGAGGAGGCUGCUGAGACCAGUGGCUGCAGAGACCAGCGGUACGACUGA